AGUCCGUGCCUUUAUCUGCGCGCGUGCGUGCGUGCGGAGAGACGGAGCCGCUGUUGGCCGACAGAGAGCCACUGAGCGCCGGGGAGUUGUGGAACAGAGCCCCCUUGUUCCUCUGAUUCGGAUCACUGCAAGCAGCCCCAGGACCGGGUCUGGAUCUGCGUUCAGGUCCACUUUGCCGCUGCAGUUCGUUGUGUUUGGCGGAUCAUGGUGGAGGAGAUGGAGGGGAAGGAGAAACCCAGACCCGGUCCGGAUUAUCUGUUGCAGCUCAUUAACGACAAGAAGCUGAUGAGCAGCCUGCCGAACUUCUGCGGCAUCUUCCAGCAUCUGGAGAGACUUCUGGACGAGGAGAUCAGCCGGGUGAGGAAGGACAUGUACUUUGACACACUGAGUGGCUCAGAGAGGAGCAGCGAGCUUCCGGAUGCUGUUGGUCCGGCCGUCCAGCUGCAGGAGAAACUCUUCGUUCCCGUGAAGGAACAUCCUGACUUUAACUUUGUGGGGAGGAUUCUGGGCCCUCGCGGUCUGACGGCGAAGCAGCUGGAGGCUGAAACUGGAUGUAAGAUCAUGGUGAGGGGGCGGGGCUCCAUGAGAGACAGGAAGAAGGAGGAACAGAACCGGGGGAAGCCGAACUGGGAGCACCUUGGUGAGGAGCUUCAUGUCCUCAUCACGGUGGAGGACACUCAGAACCGCGCCGACAUCAAACUCAAACGAGCGGUGGACGAAGUCACCAAGCUGCUGGUUCCUGCCGCGGAGGGAGAGGACAGUCUGAAGAAGAUCCAGCUGAUGGAGUUAGCCAUCCUGAACGGGACCUACAGAGACGCCAACAUCAAACCCUCGUCCAAUCAGACUCCUCGUGUUCUCUCUGGCUCUGCCCCCGUCAUGGCCCCUCCCACUGUCCUGCGAACACCUGCGCCUACAGGCCCUGCCUUUGUUCCUCUGAUUCGUCAAGUGCAGACAGUGUUGCCCAAUGGAACGCCGGCUUUGAUGCCGGGAGUGGGGCCAGAGACAGGUUUCAUCUACACAACACCGUAUGAUUACCAGUACGCCCUGACAGCGCCAGCGUCCAUCUUGGAAUACCCACUAGAUUCCGGAGGGGCGUUAAGUAAACCAGCCCCACCCUGCUCCUGUGACUGCUCCCCCACUCCCCACCACCACCCCCACGGCCAGUGGAGCCCAACCCCCACGUUGCUGCUCAGACAUGCUUCCUGAGACGAGAACAAGCGCUCCUUUACAAACAAACUGCGGCCUUCACAUUUAGUCAUUUCCAACCUGUCCACAGGGAAGCGCUGCAACAUCAUUCUGAUGUCAGCUAUGAACAAGGUCCGACUCCACCCUGUGAUCUGAGUGGCUGCAGCCAAUCAUACUGCUGUUAACAAAGCUUGCCAUGGUGACGUCACAGCUCGGAUUUCUUUGUUGUUCUCUUGAAAGCUUCUCAGAACUCACCUGGAACCGGAAAUUGACCCAGUUCGUGCCUUAACAUGUUUCUAAUGAUUUUCUUUGAAUGACUGUGAUGUCAUAACGUAGCCUACCUGUGCAUACUUGCUGUAUGAUGCUUAACAGGUGUCUCCCCAUCUUCCGUGAUGAUUUUGGUACAGCUGCUGAAGUCCAGAUACUCAGACUUCACAUCACAGCUAUCUGAUUCACCCUGCUGUCUAAGUUAGUGACGUUUGAGUCCGAAAACUUUGAUUUUUACUGGAGGUGAGGUGACCGAGCAAGUGGCUUCUGCGAAACGCAGUCCUGAUGAGUAACCUUUAAGCGUUAGUUACCUGCUGUGUUAUUUUGAAGACUUUAAGGAUCCAAGAAUAUUUGACUCUGCUUAAAGAAAUUAGAUUUUAUCAGCAAAAUAAACUUAACACUUCAGGUAAAUUAACCCCGUGGUCUCUUUCAGGGUUUAGCCUAGCUUAGCGCAAAGCUCCUAGGUCUGGACUUCCUCAUAGACAUUAGCUGCUAAAUAAAUGAAUUUCUCUGGCUAGCACAGGCUACGCCUCUUCAGUUCAAUCUCCAGUCUCAAUGGUCAGCUAGGCUAAGCUAAAGAAAGGUAAGCUAAGCUAGCUAAUCCUGAAAGCGUUUCCCCACAGACAGAUCUUCAUCUGGUUAAAAUGUAAACAUUAGUAAAAGAGACAGAAAA
Messenger RNA from Melanotaenia boesemani (Boeseman's rainbowfish), 2125 nucleotides. Its product is annotated as protein quaking-B-like. Gene Ontology annotation, cellular component: nucleus. The transcript is spliced from 6 exons. The coding region runs from base 205 to 1206 and encodes 333 amino acids. Gene Ontology annotation, molecular function: mRNA binding. The record is from RefSeq and is a predicted model, not a curated record. Gene Ontology annotation, biological process: regulation of mRNA splicing, via spliceosome. NCBI's taxonomy places the organism in Eukaryota, Metazoa, Chordata, Actinopteri, Atheriniformes, Melanotaeniidae.